AUUUAAAGGCGCCGCAUUGAGAAGGUGCUCUUGUCAGCACCGCGCCCGGUUCAUCCUCAGCACCGCGAGUCCCCGCAGCCGCCGCAGACAUGUCUCCGAGGAAGUUUUUCGUGGGGGGGAACUGGAAGAUGAACGGUGACAAGAAGAGCCUGGAGGAGCUGAUCACCACCUUGAACGGCGGCAAGAUCAACGCGGAGACAGAGGUGGUCUGCGGCGCACCCUCCAUUUACCUGGACUUUGCCCGGCAGAAGCUUGACCCAAAAUUUGCAGUAGCCGCACAGAACUGUUACAAAGUGUCUAAGGGGGCGUUCACCGGUGAGAUCAGCCCUGCCAUGAUCAAAGAUGUCGGCGCCACCUGGGUGAUUCUGGGACAUUCCGAGAGGAGACAUGUUUUCGGGGAAUCUGAUGAGCUGAUUGGCCAGAAGGUGGCGCAUGCUCUGUCUGAGAACGUCGAGGUGAUCGCCUGUAUCGGAGAGAAGCUGGAUCAGCGCGAGGCUGGAAUCACAGAGAAAGUUGUGUUUGAGCAGACGAAGUUCAUCGCAGAUAACGUGAAGGAUUGGAGUAAGGUUGUCUUGGCGUAUGAACCAGUCUGGGCCAUUGGUACUGGAAAGACUGCAACCCCCCAACAAGCCCAGGAGGUGCACCUAAAGCUCCGUGAUUGGCUGAAGUCUAAUGUCUCUGAACAAGUUGCCCAGUCAGUCCGCAUCAUCUACGGAGGCUCAGUCACUGGAGGAACCUGCAAGGAGCUGGCGUCCCAGCCUGAUAUUGAUGGCUUCCUGGUGGGAGGCGCUUCACUGAAGCCAGAAUUCAUUGAGAUCAUCAACGCCAAGCAUUAAUCUGUCCUGUUCUCCUACUGUUCCCGUCUCAUUAACGGUUUAGCAGUGUUGUGACUCUUGCGUCCCUCAUUUACAUGUCCGGUAGGCCCUUGGUGUGAGCCGCCUCGUCCUAGGUGACUCUGUGUGGUUCAUCUGUAAUAAAGAGAAAAGUCUCAGUCAAA
Molecule: messenger RNA, 997 nt
Organism: Bufo gargarizans (Asiatic toad)
Lineage: Eukaryota; Metazoa; Chordata; Amphibia; Anura; Bufonidae
Gene: TPI1
Product: triosephosphate isomerase 1
Exons: 7
Coding region: 90-836 (248 amino acids)
Biological process (GO): glycerol catabolic process; glyceraldehyde-3-phosphate biosynthetic process; glycolytic process
Cellular component (GO): cytosol
Molecular function (GO): triose-phosphate isomerase activity
Source: RefSeq, a predicted model, not a curated record